AUGUUUUCCCAGCUACCUCAGCUUCAAUCUCCUCAAACCGACGCCGGCUCAUCUGACCUAGUCUGGGCCGGCUCCGGAAGUGGCCAGUCUUUCAUGACGAUCGGUCCGAACGAUAGAGGCGAUGGUAACGGUAGCGGCGCCGGCUCAUCGGUCCCGUCUGUCUCCAACGCCCGCGCAAGGCCCUGUGACACAUGCCGUGUUAGGAAGACGCGCUGUGUAAAAGAAGAGGGUCAUUCAAGAUGUGUUCUAUGUACCUUUCACAACCAACCCUGUACAUUCUUGCGUGGUCCAACGCCUCGCCAAAGAAGACAGAAUCGAGAAAGAGAUCGAGAAAAGCAAAAUGAGUCUCGUGAUGGAGCGGAUGAAAACAACGCUACAACCUCGCCUCCUUUUGUAGGAGGAGAGACUGGAGUGUCUCCUUCAAGUCGACAUGGUGACGCUUAUACUCCAGCCAGCGCGGAAAGCAAUCCGCAGAUGCAGCAAGUGAUGGGUUUUGAGAAUAACAUUGCUGAAUCAACUCGACCCGGUAUUCUUAGCAAUACUCUUGGUUUAGACUUGAAGACUCAUGCCGAGUAUAUCGGGCCCACCGACUAUCGUGAUCCAGUCCUGCUCGGCUUACACCCUCCGAAUCUUUCGAACCAGGAACCUUCGCAUUUUCCCACAACUUCCACUUUUGCUCGACACCUGGACUAUCAGACUGUUUUCCUCGUCCAUCCCGAUGAGUCUACCGCGUCCGAAAAGAUGCGCAUCGCAGACCUCGAUGCUAUUGAAGCGACAGUUCAUCCACUUGGUCGCACGUUAGUCGACCUCUAUUUCCGAAUAGUUCACCCUAGUUUUCCCAUCUUACACAAAGAUGUCUUUAUAAGCAAGCAUCGUUUAUCACAUCGACAUUUUGCGCCUUCUCUAUUGGCUGCUGUCUAUCUGAUAGCUCUUGACUGGCAGAUUUACGAUAGUUCACUCGCCGGUCGUGAGGUCGAGUCAAUACCAGACCCAACGGCUCUCGAGGCAUUGGCUGAGCGUACUAUUGCCCAGGACAUGCGAAGACCCAAACUCAGCACACUCGAGGCUGGUUUACUCUUGCUACAACGGAACCGGCGUGUUGUUGACUCUAGGUCUCAUACGCAUCCUACGUCUAAUCGGAUAUUCACAGCCCAAAUUGUUGCCAUGGCUCAGGAUUUGGGCAUCCAUAUCGACUGUAGUAACUGGUCGAUCCCGGCAUGGGAAGUCGGCCUUCGAAGACGACUGGCUUGGGCUUUAUAUAUGCAAGAUCGCUGGGGCGCCUGCGUUCACGGACGGCCAUUCCUUAUUCAUGACAGCGAUUGGGACGUUCGGCCAUGUACGGCGCCAGACUACCCCGAGCUUGACCAAUUCGACCUGGAAACCAAUCCCGAGCAUAACUCACCAGUUGUGAUUGGGUGGGAGUUAUUUACACGCCAUAUAGAGUUGAGUCAAAUUUUGAGCGAUGUGAUUAACACAUUCUACGGAGCUAAGGCUACUCGUGCCGGUGGAACCCUGGACCAAAUGGGAGUUGUUGCUGCUGUUGAACUUGCAAAGCCUUUGGUGUUUCGUCUCAGGGAAUGGCAUGCCAAUCUUCCUGUCCGACUUCAAUUGCAGAGUACUCAGCUAAGAGAGCUAUGUGCCAAUGGGGCUCUUCAUCUGGCUCAUGUAGCCAUUGAGAUUGCUCUACAUCGAGCUCUAGUACGGAUUACGACACCAGACACACCUACGUCUUUGUAUGAACUUUUACGAUCAACCGCCCGAGUCAAAUUACAAUCGGCCAUUGAGUUGCUGGGAUCUCUACGUCCCGAGCAUACUGCUGCUUUCUGGGGCAGUGCUGCAGCAUACCAAGCAGCUCAGAUUGGUUCAUUGGCAGGAUUACUAUGGGCGACCACGGACUCGUUCGAUGAGAUGGCAUGGUGUUCUUCUCGAGUUGAGGAACUCAGAUGGGCAUUGAGAGUUCGUGGUGCAGCGACUCCAUUCGCUAGAGAGGCUUUACGGCUUUUGGAGCGUGACAUUGGUGGUCUUGGUAUGGUGAAGUCGACAACAGAAGGUACUACAUAA
Molecule: messenger RNA, 2061 nt
Organism: Fusarium venenatum
Lineage: Eukaryota; Fungi; Ascomycota; Sordariomycetes; Hypocreales; Nectriaceae
Product: fungal-specific transcription factor domain-containing protein
Biological process (GO): DNA-templated transcription
Cellular component (GO): nucleus
Molecular function (GO): zinc ion binding; DNA-binding transcription factor activity, RNA polymerase II-specific; DNA binding
Source: RefSeq, a predicted model, not a curated record